UAAAUUAACAUUACAACAUGUAAAGUAAUUCUAGGAUAUUGGACUGCAAUAAAAUUUAGCUAAUAGUUUGGUUUUGUUUUUCUUCUGCGGCGUUAGUCGUGUUCUCGUUUGUCUAUGAUACGGUCAUAGCAAAGGUGACUAUUUGCAUUACUGGGUUGAAUAUUCGUUUAAUACAAAUUAAUUUCUCCUUCCCAUAUAAAAAUACUUAGAAUUUUAAAAUGAAGGGUAUGUUGUUAUUUGUCUUAAUUUUUUGGUGAAAGUUUUCACAAUCUAAGAUUUCCUUUUCUUUGGUUGGAUACGUGGCUAAGGUCUCGGGCCACCAUUGAAAUAUUGUCAUUGCCUGAAGUGAAUCGUAGCUGACAGCAUGUGAAAUUUUGAGAUAGUUAAUAUCCCAGGCAAUCUAUUCAUUCCGGGCCGAGCCCGUUAAACUCGAUUAACCUAAAAAUGUAAGCCGCCCUUACAAAGAAAAGUAAACAGCCAGUGUAUUUCGGUGAGUUGUGGUAAUAAAACAAGUGUUGCUCGGAGGUUAUUCCUUCAUGUUCUUUGUCCAGAACACCGUUUCUUAUUAUUUUGUAUUACCUUUCCAGCCUUCAAUCUUCCCAUCGCUGCCACGUGAGAACGUGACGGUGACAUCCAGAGGAAAAUAAGGAAAACACCCAGCCUUUCUGGUAAGUGGUUUUAUCUCUGUUACACCAAAAACCCCUAAAAGCAACCCCGCGAUUAAAAAUAUAGAAUUAAUUAAAACAACAAGUUACCGAUUUCCAAAAUUAUCUCACCUGGUUAUUUUGUUUGUCCACCAGGGUGUUUUUAUCCGGGUAUAUGUUCCCCAUACUAUCCUGCUACUAUCCUGGUAUUAUGUCCUGAACUGGAGUUAGCAGUUUGCUGCCAAAACUACUCGUGAGAGAAACCGCCCAAGUUUGUGAAACGGAUUAAUACCUAGGAUAUUUUACAUUUAUAACAUAGCAUUUUAAUUAAGGAUAUCCAUCCAGGAAUAAGACCAAUAUAAUUUUGUGGAGCGAUAUAAAUAUAUAUAUUUCCUGUAAUAAAACUUAAAUUAAAUACUUCCACCUCCGUUAGACUGUACGAUGGUGAUAGAAAAUAAGAACUUAGUGAAGGUUGUUCUUACAAUAAAUUAAUUAAAUUAGUUAUAGUUGUUUCUUUCAAUUGCGAUCAUUCGUUAGCUAAAAGAGUGAGGAAAGGGGCGCUCUAAAAACUUAAAUUUGUUCUUUAGUACUUUCGUCAACAAGUUUCAAUAUAAAUACCUACCUCAUUCUUUGCUCCCAGGCGAACGAUAUCCCAUGACCCUGCUCGAGUUCUUUAAAUUAGCUGAGGCAUAAAUAAAACGGGUGUCCGAACUUAUCCACAUAGAAAUAAAGUUAUUAUCCGAACUUACCCCAACCUAUGUGCAUAGGUGAAAGACACUGUUACAUGUUUCUAGGGACCCCUCUGUGGUGCCGAACAUUAUAAGUGGCGUUCCCAACGUUGAGCCUUAGGGAGAAUAUCGCAAUUGAAAAAAAUAAUAGAAUUUAUUACUUUAGUAUUAGUGAAGGCGAAUAUCUGGCUGUACUUUAAUUUAAUAUAAGUUGUAUUAUCUGCUGUAUUGGCGAACAUUUGUUGGCUAUUUACAAUUAUUAUUAUUGACAAAUUUAAGCUUAGAAACUUAAAAUAUUCUGUGUUACUUGUCAUAAAACUUAAAAAAAAAAUUUUUUAAGCUUAUAAACUUAAACAAUUAGAAGUGUAACUCCUUAUAUAUAGAGGUUGUAUAUCAUACAAAAUAAUUUUGGAAAUCUUUUCUUAAUUCGGACAUUUCGAUAAAAGUAUACCAUACUUUAAAAACAAAAUGGAUUUCAUAAAAGCAGGUUGCAAAAUAACGCAUUUACACAAAGAUGAAAUCACACACGAGUUGGCGAUUCGUAGGCUUCCAGUAAAUCCAGUUUCCAGAAGGACCAGUUUGUGUCAGGCGUUAAAAGAAACAGUCGAGCUUGCUCGAAAGGGUAGUUUGAAAUUUCAAGACCUUGUCGUCAACGAUCCAGUGGGAGAAAUCAAGCUGUGUCAGGAUAAGAUUCAGGAAAUUGAACGCGAAGUAUCUGAUGAUAUUUCGGCAGUCGCUAAGGAUAGGUUACUUUCGCGUUGCAAGUACUUAAUAUGUCGUCUCUCUCGGUUGGAUCAAAAUCUUGAGGAAGUUCAGCUACUGAAAGGAACAGUAUCUACUAUUAUGGAACAGCUGCUGGGAGAUGACUCGUCAGCCUCUUCUGAAUCUGGCGGAGAAGAUCCUGCGUCUGCUGUAGGUGACCGAAUUGUCCGAGAAGUGGUAUACAAACCGGAAAAGACUUUUAAUAUAAAUUCCUUGAACUUGAAAUUCAAAGGCGAUACUUGCGUUCGCUCUUUUUUGUCGCGGUUGGAGGAACUACGCGUUGCUCGUAGGAUUUCCGAGAACCGAAUUUAUAGGGGUUUCCCCGAGAUUCUUGAGGGACCGGCGUUGUCAUGGUUUCGAUCUCAGCGUACAGACUUGUUGUCCUAUCGGGAGGUAGUAUCCGCUUUAAGGGAAGAGUUUGAUAUUCCAGAUUUGGAUCAUCUUCUUUUACAAGAGAUUAGAAACCGGACACAGGCUAAGUCCGAGACUAUCGUGUAUUUUGUCUCCACGAUGCUGGGAAUGUACGACCGUCUGAGCCGUCAGGUUCCUGAAGAGGAUAAGCUGGACACGCUGAUGCGUAAUAUUAGGCCGGAGUUUUCGAAGGAUUUGGCUCUUCAUGAUGUCAGGUCCAUUAAACAACUGAAAGACUUGUGUAGGAGGAUUGAAUUGGCUCAAGUUAAGGCAAAGCAGUUUCAUGAACCGCUGUUAUCAAAGAAAUCGGGGUCGUCAUCCCUAGGUACUGAGGAAAAUAAGGGUGAGACUAGAAAUAGGUUUGGUUCUGCUCGUACUUCUAACAUGUCUAAGACUUUUGUCGCUGCUGUAGGGCAGACCUCUUCCGGAAGGAAUGACCUUUGCUGUUUUCGUUGCGGGAAAACCAAUCAUCCUACUAGGGCGUGUAGAUCUUCUAGGGAAACUGUGUGUUUUAAAUGUGGUGCGAAGGGAGUUCGUACCCCUGAGUGCCCAAAAUGUAACCCGGUUCCAAAAAACUGA
Messenger RNA from Leguminivora glycinivorella, 3124 nucleotides. RefSeq lists its product as uncharacterized. The transcript has 2 exons. Lineage: Eukaryota; Metazoa; Arthropoda; Insecta; Lepidoptera; Tortricidae. Gene Ontology annotation, molecular function: nucleic acid binding; zinc ion binding. Bases 1841 to 3124 code for a protein of 427 amino acids. The record is from RefSeq and is a predicted model, not a curated record.